CUUGAGUGCCGCUCCGCCGAUGGAGUUCUAGAACUCAAAGAAACGACUGUCAGCCCAUAUAUCAGUCGUGGACCACUGGUCCGCCGUCACGAGGCAGCUCUGAAGUGUUGAUUGGGAGGCAGUGUCACGUGAGGUGACCUACGGUGUCCCUCCGAUGGAGUUUCAGACGCCUCAAGGGACGCCGCAGAGGCCGCCCCGAGGUGGUGGCUUGACCCUCCAGGUGAGCAUCCCAUGCAUGCCGCGCACGCACGCGAUGUGUACCAUCUGUGCCUCAUGCAGGGAUGAUCCAGAUUCUGUCCCAGGCUCCCAGCUGCCGUCCCCCCCCGCCACCCGGUGCUCGAGAUUACCCGAACCCUGGGCCAGAACUCAACCUCACACACGGUGGGCGAGGCGCAUGCACACAACCUCCAUGCACACAUACAUACCAGCCUGUCUGUGUCUGUGUGUGUGUUUGGUGCGAUGCGGUUCGGUGUUGCCUGGUGUGCGCAUUCACUGAACUCAGACUCGAUAGAAUCCCUCAAGCCUUAAGGCCAUCUGCCGUGCGUCGCUGCAAGACCAUGUGAUUCGUGACGCCCAUAUCGUGUUGCUCGACGGGUACAGGAGGGAGUAUUCGCUGUGGUUCCAGGAGCAGCGCCUCAAGGAGGGCGGCUCACUCAAGGAGGGCGGCUGGUACGACCUGUCAUGUGGCUUCAAGGCCACCAACAUGGUCCUGGGGCGCAUGGCGGUGCCCAACCCGGGCUUCCACGUCGAGGGCAGGGGGCAUGACCCGGCGGACCACAUGCGGGGGCCGGUGGCCGUGGGCGACUGCUCCGACUACCUGAAUAGGGAGACCGACUUCCACGUCAUCCGCCUGGAUGAGGUAUGUCUGUGAGCAGGGCAGGCAGGCGGGCAGGCAGACAGGUGUUUGAAUGAACCCACCCACCAUGUGCCUUGUGUUGUGCUGUGCUGUGCUGUGCUGUGUGUCAGGUACACGGUGACACGCUGGAGCAGCGCCUCGUUCACCUCUCGCGCCUCCCGUCCUCGCAGUUUGACGACCUCAUCCUCAGCGUGGAGGCCGACCUAAACAAGACGGGACGGCCCCUCGACAAAACGACGCACAUCAUCUCGACGAAGCACCUGGGGGAGGGGCUCUUCGUCAAUAUGGACUCAAUAGUGUCCGAGGCCGAGGAGACGCGACUGACGCUGACGGAGGGCAUCACACAUCGCAUCCGCAGCGAGGAGGACGGCCGCAGGCUGAAGAUGCACGGCUACCACAACUUCGGAUACACACAUACAUGGCUCCUCUCUUUUGUGGGUGCGUGCGAGCGUUUCAUUCAUUCAGGUGUUGCCGAUGAGGAGUUGGCCGGUGGCGCAUAUACACAUCGGUGAAGAAGCUGCGAAUGCUGUUCUCACCUCCCCCACAUAUCAAGGACAAGGGUGAGGAGGGCGACGGUGAGGCCCCCAGCCAGCCAUGCCCGCCAGCCAAGAAGGUCCCCAAGGCCCCCACCACCCACAAGAAGACCACCAAGGCCACCAAAGCCACCAAGCCCAACCACACAGCCCGACCGGUCGGUCCUCAUACACCUGGUUGUCGAUGACUGGUUGGUUGGUUACUCAUUCAGGUCGCGUCUCAGGGCCAAGAGGAAGAACAAGAGGAAGGCCGCCGAGGGAGUCGAAGGAGAGCGCCAGGAGCCCACCCCGCCGGCCAAGCGGUCACGCCUGCUGCAGGAGCUGGCCGACACAGAGAGCUGGCAGGUCAAGAAGGGGCGCAUCGACUUUGAUGGCGGAUACCCACUCCGCCGCACCAGAGUGCGCGUCGCACGCCGACGCAACUGACACACAUCCCCCACACAAGUGCUGCGGGUGCCUGCGGGGCCAGGAGGAGAACUGACGAGAUAGACAGACAAGAGAGAGAGAGCAGGGGGCGAGCUAGAGUAGCGGCACGCUGCUCACCAUAGCGUUGCUGAUGUGCUGUGUUUUCUUUCGUCUGGCCUCUGUUUGCUGAACAGCGGAUCGUCUCUACCAACCGCAGCCACUUUCACGGCACCACCCACCGGUGUCUAUCACACCGACCUGACUGCCCCAGCGGUGGAUGGAUGGAUGCUGUGGGCCCCUCUGCAUGCAGCAUCUAUACAUCAAUCGCUGUCUACGUUUUAUAUCCUGAUGUUCCUGUGCCACCCUUGCGCAUGUUAAGGCUGUGGAGGGAAAUUGACACGCCUUUCUGUACGCCUCCACUCCAGCUGGGUCAUCCUACUUACUGCUUGCACGCCUGUCUGUGCGUUGCGUGGGUGGCAGCUUGGUUGUUGAACUGGGACAGAUUCAAU
Vitrella brassicaformis is the source of this 2303-nucleotide messenger RNA. The record is from the annotation of a GenBank genome assembly. Lineage: Eukaryota; Vitrellaceae.